Molecule: messenger RNA, 3719 nt
Organism: Cladocopium goreaui
Lineage: Eukaryota; Dinophyceae; Suessiales; Symbiodiniaceae
Source: the annotation of a GenBank genome assembly
AUGUCAGAGCGACAGUUGCGAGCUGAUGCAAAGAAAACCAAGAUGGACUUUGAAGAGCAACAACGUCAACAACGAUCUAUGGCAAAACGGCAGUUGGAGGAAACUUCACCAACGGGGCAAGAGCAAGCUUCAGCAAGCACAGCAUCAAGACCAAGGAUGGAGACAAAGCCUGAAGAUGUGCCCAUUUUGGAGGAGGACAUCACCCUUGAAGAUGAAGAGAUGGACUCACGUCAUCAAGUUCAACCUGGUCUUGAAGCUGAACGUUUGCUGAGUGACCCUGACCAUUUUCCAAUGCCGCCACCUGAUCCUGCACCACUGUACCGACAUCCACUGUUUCUCCAAGCUCGACGUCAACAUGAGCUGAGUGAGAGGCCCUUCCAUGUGCAAAGAAAGGAGUUUCUUCAACGGGGCACUACGGAGACUGUGGAUGCGGACAUGCUCGUGGAGGAUGCCGUCAAUGACAUCUUCCUGGCCCAAGUAGAGCACUACGCCUAUGCAGUGACUUUGCCGACACCAACUUCAGAAGCAGAAUGGCGAUCCAUUGUCAAGGACCCUUCGCGCUUUGUGGCCAAGAAGCUGGCGAAAGGAGUUGAGGUGUCAUGGCAGCGUCUCAACAAUGAACAACGCGCUGCUAUGAAAGAGGCCAAGGGCAUCGAGAUCAAGGAAUGGCUAGCAGCUCGGGUUUGCAAAGCUGCUGUGGGCGAAGUACCGCCUGACCGCCUCAUGCGGAUGAGAUGGGUUUUGGUUUUGAAGGGCACUGACGACCCGAAAGUUGUCAAAGCAAAAGCACGAUUGGUGAUCGUUGGAUUCACUGAUCCAGACCUUGGAGCUGAAGAUGUUCGAAGUCCGACGCUCUCCAGACGAGGACGUGCUGUUCAGUUCCUCAAGGCCGCUUAUGGACUUACAGUGGCACCCAAGGAAUUCUAUCAGCACGUGGAUGGCAUUCUGCAAGGCUUCAAGCUGUCACGCCUGAAGGUUGACCCCGCCAUUUGGGUUCUCAAGGAGAAGGACGCCAUCACUGGCAAAACCGUUGUCUAUGGUGCGAUUGGUGCCCAUGUGGACGACUUUUUGAUGAUUGGCGAUGAGAAGAGCCAGCAAUGGUGCAACUUUUUGGAGAAGUUCCAUGGCGCGCUCAAGUGGUCACCAUGGGAAUGCGCACCUAUGAACCAUUGUGGAAUAUGGAUGGAACAAGAUGCCCAAAACACCUGGCAUCUGAGCCAAUCUGAGUUCUGCGAAGGACUCAAUCAAGUCACUGAAGAUGGGCAGGGGAAAGACUUGACUGCCAACGAGAUGCAUCAAUGCAGAGCAAUUUUGGGCGCUGCACAAUGGAGAAGCUACCAGACGGGACCUCAGCAUGCUGCCAAGCUGAGCCAUCUCCAAAGCCUUCUCCCACGUGGAGAUCGCACUACGCUCAAGGACAUCAACAAAUUUGUGCGUGAGAUCUACCACCAGAAGGAUGAGAAGGUUUCUGUGUUUGACCUCAAGGCCGAGAAGGACGAUGACAUCAUCGCCGUGGGCUGGAGCGACGCUGCCUUGGCGAACAGGGUGGACCUCUCAUCGACGGGAGGAUUUGUGAUUGGUUUUGCACACCGCAAGAUGCUGGAUGGUGUGCAGGGCCCUGUCAGCCUGGUGAGCUGGAGUACUCACAAGCUCCGCCGUGUCUGCAGGUCAAGCCUGGCCGCAGAAGCCCAAGCUUUGGCCGAAUGCGAGGCCGAACUUUUUCUUGUCCGAGCUCUUUGGCAAGAACUGCAAGGUGCUGAGCUGGACUUGGAAAACCCGUGGAAUACCACCAAGAAAACUCCUGGUGUGCUGGUGGUUGACGCAAAGGCGCUCUACGACACGCUGCGACAACAGGACAUGCCGAACCUGUCGUCAAAAGAGAAGCACACUGCGCUGGAAGUCAUGGGUUUAUCCCAGCACUUGGUGGAGCAGGAGACGGUCUUGCGAUGGUGCAACUCCGACCAGCAGCUGUCUGAUGGGAUGACAAAGAUCUCUGCGGCUGAGAAGAUUUCCAAAUUUGUCCGAAGUGGACAGAGAUGGAAUUUACUUUUCGAUGAAAGCUUUACAGCUGCAAAGAAAGUGAAAUCCACCAAGACGGUGGAUCAGCCCGAAGUAGAUGUGAAGGAUCCGACAUGGUUGGAUUUGAUUGGAACUUCGGGGCAUGUGGAACGCGAAAAAAUGAGUCGCGCUUUACGAGCGAAGAAGGAGCGUGAACAACUGCGGGCUUUGCGCGGUGGCAAGGGACACACCUUUCUGUACUCAUUGACCAGUGCCCAUUCACAUCGUCUGGAAGCUGUGGUCUUCCGAAACUUUAUCGGCCUUUUCAUCCUCAGCAACGUAGUUUGUUUCAUCAUUGAGACUGACAAGUCCACCGAGCAGAGAUACAGACCUUUCUUUGACAAUCUUGAAGCAGUGUCCUCUUGUCUAUUUCUGGUGGAGUAUCUUAUGCGGCUGCUGACAGUUCAUGAAAACAAGCGCUACAUGGAACUGUCUCGCUGUCAAGCACGCUGGAAGAUGCUAUGUUCUUUUCCAUCCUUGAUCGACCUGGUUUCUUUUCUGCCAUGGUUUAUAGAAAGAUUGCUGCCGUACAAGCUGCCAAACCUCCAGUUUGUGCGAGUCAUUCGCCUAUUCCGCUUGUUCAAGUCCAACUCAGUGAUGGGUUCUGUUGACGUCAUUGCACGUGUCUUGUUCUUCAACAGAGAAAUUCUGUGUGUUGCAUUCAUGAUCGACCUGAUCUUGAUAUUGCUCAUGUCCACCGUCCUCUACUACAUGGCGCCUCCACCAGACACCCCUGGACUUGAAGAUGAUUUUGAAUCCAUUCCUGCAACCAUGUACUUGUCAGUGAUGAUGCUCACUGGACAAGGUCAACCUAAUGGACAGUUGCCAUGGUACACCAAAGUGAUCGUGGUUGUCACCGCAGUACUGGCGACUGCGCAAUUUGCCAUUCCUGCCUCCAUGUUGACUUGGGGCUUUGAGCAGGAAGCUGAGAGACGUCUACAUAAGAAUCAUCAGGUGCAAAUCAAACAGAAGGAGCGCAUCUUGAAAGGGGACACGCAGUGGGAUGUCGAGGACAUCAGUAGUAGUUCCACAAGUGAAAGUGAUGUGGGUCAUGAAUGGGCUGAGUACGAGGCAGUUGUUGUCGGCAGCGACAGUGAUACUGAAGAAGAUAACAUCGAGUCCGCAGCUCAUUUGACCUCCCUAACAGCUUCUGAAGCUGCACGGAUUGCCAAAGUUUUCUCUAUCUUGGAUGCUGACGACAGUGGAAUGCUUCAGACUAGUGAGAUUUGCAGAAUAGCAUCCGGCCACUCAGCUCAGAGUGGGCAGAUUGAUUGUCAGAAUUUGGUGGAAGUCCUUGAUGAUGACAAUGAUGGGAAGACAACAUCUGAAGAGUUCUUGCAGUGGCUGACUGGAAUCAAGGCCAAAAAUGUGCACGUCUUUCACAUGAUUAUGAAAGAUUUGGAGAACCUGAAAAUGACCAAAGGAGCUGAAUCAACUUUGACCUCAGGGAACCUGAUGAAAUUCGCGCAGCGCUUCCAGGAAUUGAAUGAUGAGGUCAGAAGGCUGAAAGAUGAGCUCGCAUCGAAAGAGGCAGAGAUUUCCCUCCUGAAAAGAGAUCGCCCAGCCGCAUGAGCCGCAUGAGCCGCAUGAAACUUUUCAUCGCCAUCGUGCUCGCACGAUCAAUAUCCGGCAAUCUUAGGUAAACGCUUUGCAUUGAAGGG